UUUUAACGCGACACGGUCGGUCUCGGUAACUCUUCCGUGUGAAGAUGGCGGAGUACGUGCACCUCGUCCGCAGAGCUCUGGGACAGAUCGGAGGUCACGGAGGAGUCCGAGGCUUCCUGCUGCAGCUUUUCAGGGUGAACGAUGUGAAGACAGGAGCCCUGAUCGGCGUGGAUAAAUAUGGGAACAAAUAUUACGAGGACAAAAAGAACUACUUCUUUGGACGUCACCGCUGGGUGAUCUACACCACAGAGAUGAACGGAAAGAAGACCCUGUGGGAGGUGGACGGCAGCAUGGUUCCAGCUGAAUGGCAUCGCUGGCUGCAUUGUAUCACAGAAGACCCCCCCACCACACAUCCACCGGAGCCCAGGAAGUUCCUGGCUGAGGUCCACCAGUUCAACGUGAGCGGCAGCCCGCAGCAGUACGUGCCCUACCCGACCACCCGCAAGAAGAUCCACGAGUGGGUUCCACCCAAAGCCGGAGCUCAGUGAACUCUGAGUGCGUUUCGUUGUAAAUUAUGGUUUCCUGCCUCUGUAUCCAACAUGUCCCGAAUAAAAUCUCUAUACAGACAUUUA
This is a messenger RNA of Larimichthys crocea (large yellow croaker), 572 nucleotides long. RefSeq names its product NADH:ubiquinone oxidoreductase subunit A12 (gene ndufa12). Gene Ontology annotation, cellular component: membrane; respiratory chain complex I. NCBI's taxonomy places the organism in Eukaryota, Metazoa, Chordata, Actinopteri, Sciaenidae. The record is from RefSeq and is a predicted model, not a curated record. Gene Ontology annotation, biological process: response to oxidative stress. The transcript is spliced from 4 exons. The coding region runs from base 45 to 488 and encodes 147 amino acids.